Messenger RNA from Sphaeroforma arctica JP610, 163 nucleotides. RefSeq lists its product as hypothetical. Lineage: Eukaryota; Ichthyosporea; Ichthyophonida. The annotation marks the transcript as partial. The record is from RefSeq and is a predicted model, not a curated record. The transcript has a single exon.
AAGUGAGGACAGCGGGUUUGGCAGUAGUGAGCCGAGCUUGACAUCUUUAUUGUCAAAAUCAGAGAGCGACACUGAGGAGAGCGAAAAAGAUGAGGACCACACAAAUGAAGAAGUGAUCCCACAAUGUAAGAUUCGGUCUCUCAAGGCGAUAUUAACGUCUUAG